AUGGGGCUUUUUGAGCCCAAAGUCUCUGGCAAUCAUGCCAAUGCCAUUUGUUCUAAGCUGGGAUUCCCGAACUGGAUCCGAGUGGAGGCUUUUGGCUAUAGUGGAGGAAUCUGGGUAUUUUGGAAGGACUCGAUUCACGUUUCAGUUUUUUUCACCCAUCCCCAGUUCCUCCUUUUGCAGAUUACAGAAGCGGGAAAGCCGCCGUGGUUCUUUGCCCCGGUUUACGGCAGUCCUGUCCACCAUCUCAGACGCCGGCUUUGGAAAUAUCUCAAUCAGACCAACAGGAAUAUAUCUGGGCCAUGGUUAGUGGCAGGGGAUUUCAACACGGUUACUCACCGGGACGAGACGCUGAACUACCUUUCAUACUCGUCCCAGAGGAGCUCCGACUUUGUGAAUUGGAUCCAGGAUGAGGGGCUAAUUGAUCUGGGUUUUGCUGGGCCCAAACUCACUUGGGUCAAAGAUGGGGCGUCAGACCAUAUUAAGGGCGCACGGUUGGAUCGGGCUAUGUGUAACAUCAGCUGGCGUCUAAAAUACCCGGACGUCUGUGUUACCCAUCUUCCCCGUUUCGCUUCGGAUCAUGCCCCGAUUUUAAUUAACUUGGAAAAGAGAGCUCAACCUCUUUCACCUGCUUGUUUUUUGUUUCAGGCAGCCUGGACUACACACCCAGAUUGGCAGAAUGUGGUGACUCAGACAUGGAGUCAUGAGAAAGAUCUCCAGAAUAACCUGCAAGAUCUUGCUAGCAAAUUAACUGGUUGGAACAAGACGGUCUUUGGGAACAUUUUCAAACGGAAAAGAGAGCUGCUGGCACGGUUGGGGGGUAUCCAGAGAAGGCUUGAAAUCACAUACCACCGGGGCUUAGCAAGUUUGCAAAGGAAGCUAACCAUACAACUAGAAGAUGUUCUGUACCAGGAAGAGCUGAUGUGGUUCCAACAGUCUAGGGAAUAA
Ipomoea nil (Japanese morning glory) is the source of this 945-nucleotide messenger RNA. RefSeq lists its product as uncharacterized. Gene Ontology annotation, molecular function: catalytic activity. The record is from RefSeq and is a predicted model, not a curated record. The transcript has a single exon. Lineage: Eukaryota; Viridiplantae; Streptophyta; Magnoliopsida; Solanales; Convolvulaceae. The coding region runs from base 1 to 945 and encodes 314 amino acids.